UCCGAGAGCUCCCGCCUUUCUAGAUUGAAAAGCCAGCGGCCCAGUGAGCAGACACUAAGUCCAACGCAGGAAGCCGGAAGCGCUGCAGCUUGAGUCGGGGCGCGGGACGGGCAUCCGUGGCAAGUCGACUGUCGGAGCGCGCGGAGGCGAACGGGGAACCAGUAUUAUGGCGGAACAAGAUGUGGAAAACGAGCUUCUGGAUUAUGAGGAAGAUGAAGAGCCCCAGGCUCCUACAGAGAGCACCCCAGUGCCCCCCAAGAAAGAUGUCAAGGGGUCCUACGUUUCCAUCCACAGCUCUGGCUUCCGGGACUUUCUGCUGAAGCCUGAGCUCCUGAGGGCCAUAGUGGACUGUGGCUUUGAGCAUCCAUCUGAGGUUCAGCACGAGUGUAUUCCCCAAGCCAUCCUGGGCAUGGAUGUCCUAUGCCAGGCCAAGUCUGGAAUGGGCAAGACUGCAGUCUUCGUGCUGGCCACCCUACAGCAGAUCGAGCCCGUCAAUGGACAGGUGACUGUCCUGGUCAUGUGCCACACUCGGGAGCUGGCCUUUCAGAUCAGCAAGGAGUAUGAGCGCUUCUCCAAGUACAUGCCCAGUGUCAAGGUGUCCGUGUUCUUCGGGGGUCUUUCCAUCAAGAAGGACGAAGAGGUGCUGAAGAAGAACUGUCCCCAUGUCGUGGUGGGGACUCCGGGCCGCAUCUUGGCGCUCGUGCGGAACAGGAGCCUCAACCUGAGAAACGUGAAGCACUUCGUGCUGGACGAGUGCGACAAGAUGCUGGAGCAGCUGGACAUGCGGCGGGAUGUACAGGAGAUCUUCCGCCUGACGCCACACGAGAAGCAGUGCAUGAUGUUCAGUGCCACCCUGAGCAAGGACAUCCGGCCCGUCUGCAGGAAGUUCAUGCAAGACCCCAUGGAGGUGUUUGUGGACGACGAGACCAAGCUCACACUGCAUGGACUGCAGCAGUACUAUGUCAAGCUCAAAGACAGCGAAAAGAACCGCAAACUGUUCGACCUCCUGGACGUGCUAGAGUUUAACCAGGUGGUGAUCUUCGUGAAGUCGGUGCAGCGCUGCAUGGCCCUGGCCCAGCUGCUGGUGGAGCAGAACUUCCCGGCCAUCGCCAUCCACAGGGGCAUGGCCCAGGAGGAGCGCCUGUCACGCUAUCAGCAGUUCAAGGACUUUCAGCGGCGGAUCCUGGUGGCCACCAAUCUCUUUGGCCGAGGGAUGGACAUUGAGCGAGUCAACAUCGUCUUCAAUUAUGACAUGCCUGAGGACUCGGACACCUACCUCCACCGGGUGAGUGGCUCCACAGAGGUGUCACCCUGGGGUGGGGACCUGGCCCGACUUGAGUUCCUCUCUCUCCCCCUGCAGGUGGCCCGUGCGGGUCGCUUUGGCACCAAAGGCCUGGCUAUCACUUUUGUGUCUGACGAGAAUGAUGCCAAAAUCCUCAACGACGUCCAGGACAGGUUUGAAGUGAACGUGGCGGAGCUGCCAGAAGAAAUCGACAUCUCCACAUACAUUGAGCAGAGCCGGUAACCACACACCUGCCGUCCCGGAGCCACCCGCCUCCCACGUGCUGCUUCCAGGCCUUUCCCAGGCGACAGUGGGGCUGUCUUUUUACUGUUCAAAAACUGUAGAUUUGUGUAAGAAUAAAUUUUUAUUAAGGAA
Molecule: messenger RNA, 1657 nt
Organism: Pipistrellus kuhlii (Kuhl's pipistrelle)
Lineage: Eukaryota; Metazoa; Chordata; Mammalia; Chiroptera; Vespertilionidae
Gene: DDX39A
Product: DExD-box helicase 39A
Exons: 11
Coding region: 167-1525 (452 amino acids)
Biological process (GO): mRNA splicing, via spliceosome; mRNA export from nucleus
Molecular function (GO): ATP binding; RNA helicase activity; RNA binding
Source: RefSeq, a predicted model, not a curated record